AUGGCGGCCUUCGUGCUGACGCUCGUCCUGUUGCUUUUGCUACCUGGUGUGUCCGUUGCAAUAAAUAUAACUCUCAGAUGCUGGGAAGAUGUCACUGAAUUCCUGUCUGAUUUGAAUGCUGAAAAACCCAAAGCUUAUGCUAUAAAGAUGUAUGAUUCCAUUGGGAAACUCAGCAGCAACGUCCUUGGUGGGAAUAUGGACAGGCUGGGGUCUUAUACGGAAUGUGUUUCCGCUGAGGCUCCUUCCGGAAGAUUCCGAGGGCAGUACUGCAAACUCCAAGUACAGCAGGACAGAAUGGAUUACUACAGUGGAAUAUGUGUCCCCAGUUCCUGCCAAGAAGAAGAAAUUACAGCACUAGCUGUACUAGAUGUAUUUAAAUUCAAGACCACCUCUUUUCUUUCGCCUUUGCCAUCUCUGUUUGCUCUGAAUUCCACGGUCUCAUUCACGACGGUGGCCAGAUGCGCCAAGGAACGUUUCCCCAUCGAUGCAUUUGUGACUGUUUGUUUGUUUAUUAGCGUUUUCAUCAUCACCUUGCCAGCCGCUGGAACCAUUUACAGUGCUGAUGUAUGGACGGCGGCUAAGCGCACUGAAUUGCCAACACAGAGCUUGCCUUCUGCGAAUUACGGGAGCACGUCUUCAACUGAAAACGAUACGAGUAAAUCAAAAGCAGAAAGAAAACAUGGUCGUGAACCUGGAUCAACGUUGCCGGCUGUAUCGGAUGGUUCGAAGCCAAAUAAUGUGUUGGAAUGGGAAGCUAAAGUGCUAAAAAAUCCUAUUUACAUUUAUUCUCGAAGUGGACCAUUUUAUUUAGGUGUUGACACAUUUUUCCUCAUCAGUGGUUUAUUGAGCACGCGGUCUUUCUUGAACAUGCUGAAUCGCUCAGAAAAAAAGAUCCCAUUUCAGAUCACACUGAAGUUUCUAUGCAACCGACUUCUCCGACUUCAGCCGCUCCAUAUGUAUUCGGUGUGUCUUUUAGUUGGGUUGUAUUCCAUCACUCCUUGGGGAGCAUUAUGGGAGCUCUCGAAACUUGAGGUGGAUAACUGUAGAAGAGCAUGGUGGGCCAACCUAAUGCUGGUUAACAACUUCAUCGCUGGACCCGAGGCAUGCAAUGGAUGGACAUGGUAUCUUGCAAAUGACUUCCAGUUCUAUUUCACAACACCUCUGCUGGUCUUUUUCUCCACUAGAAGUAAACACUGGUUUAUCGUCUUAGGGACUUUUCUAUUCCUGGCCUCCUUCACAGUUACAGCCUUGCUGUCAUCAUUCUACAGGCUUCCUGUUGCAAAUCCACAGGAUAUGAGGAAAACAUCCACAGUGAUGUAUUUCAUGGAGUAUUAUUCAAAGCCUUACUGCCGAUAUGGUCCGUUUCUAGUUGGUAUCCUUCUAGGACUAUUCAUGUACCAUCAGCAAACACCGAUCCUGAGAACCAAGGUACAGGCUGCUGCCGGGUGGCUCUGUGCAAUGUUUUCCAUGUUCAUGGUGGUGGCAUUGGCCUAUACAUUAGAAGAUAUCUCAAACCCCUAUUCGCCCAUCACGGCCAUUUACCAAGCCGUUCACCGGACCAUUUGGGCAAUUGCUGUGGGGUGGAUCGUUUUUGCAAGUGAGGAAGGCUACGGAGGGUUCAUCAACUGGAUCCUUUCAUGGGGCGUUUGGACUGUGGUCGCAAAAAUCAGCUACGCCUGCUAUUUAGUGCAUCCCAUGUUAAUUCUACUGUAUAAUGGACUACAGGAAACAUUGAUGCACUACUCAGAUAUCAACAUGUUCUACCUGUUCCUUGGACACUGCCUGGUGACAUUCAUUGUUGGAUUGGCACUGACGGUGAUGAUUGAGAUGCCUCUUCAAGAGUUAAAGCAGUCUUUGGCUGGCGUGAACCAACAAGUGGUUCGUUUGUAG
This is a messenger RNA of Elgaria multicarinata webbii, 1890 nucleotides long. Its product is annotated as O-acyltransferase like protein-like. The coding region runs from base 1 to 1890 and encodes 629 amino acids. Gene Ontology annotation, molecular function: acyltransferase activity, transferring groups other than amino-acyl groups. The record is from RefSeq and is a predicted model, not a curated record. The transcript is spliced from 14 exons. Lineage: Eukaryota; Metazoa; Chordata; Lepidosauria; Squamata; Anguidae.